CAGCUCACCUUCUUCCUCAAGUCCCCUUCUUUUUUCAGAAUCGGAGGGGCUGACAUACAGUGGCGAAGCUCAGCAUAGGUGCCCCUAAGGGACUCUCCGGCCAGCCGGGAGCUGUCAGACCCCCCGAGCCCCUUAAGGGUUCCGCCCUGGCUGGGAAGACAAAGUUGACUGAACAAAUAUGGCAUUGCAGGACUGGAAGUUAUCAAAUACUAGAAAACUUGGUUUUUGUGGCAAGAGCAUUGACUUUGAAGCUAUCAGAGCAAACCUUCUGGCCUUACAACUGUGUGAAAUUUUUGUAAUAUUGCUACUUGAUGAAGAUGAGAUGCCUGAGGUCAAAGAUGAAACACUUUCUGAUGAAGAAGGCAUGGCCAGGCCAUGGAUUGUCAAAGCUUUGGAAGGUUUCAAGCUUUCAGUGUAUGGUGAAAACUAUGAAGAAAAUGAUGUAGCAACCAGUGGGAAAGUGUUUGAGGCUUCUCGAAAACGGAAGGCAACUGCUGAGAAUGCAAGCAGGGAGUCCGCAAAGUAUGAUUGGUCUGAACUUGCAGACAGUGGGAAGUUGAAGGAUUUGACUGUGGCCGAGCUGAAAUACUACUUGAAUGCAAACAACCUUCCGGUUACCGGGACAAAAGCAGCUUUUUUUUUUUAGAGAGAUAAAGUGAAAUUUAUUUAAUUUGCUGGGAAUGCGCCCAACACGCAAUGAGUUACAAAUUCGGGAGUGGUAUCUCAAUAUUUUUCAAAGUCUUUUUUCGACUUUAUAAAUUGUGCUAAACAAUGAGGAAUAAAAUUGAAUUUCGGAUUUAUCCAAUUGCAUUUAAAUUGGACAUGACCUUGGAAACGGGCUUUGAUAUUUUCAAUUAUUAGACCACAGUCUGAGAGAUCGGUCUUUUCGGAUUGUAGUCACUUUAUAAUGGAUGACGAAUCUCCAGCAAGAGUGAGUAAAAUUAUUGUUUGGAUGUAAAAUUUAGUAUCUUGAUGCCUCUGUUUUUCG
Molecule: messenger RNA, 988 nt
Organism: Oldenlandia corymbosa var. corymbosa
Lineage: Eukaryota; Viridiplantae; Streptophyta; Magnoliopsida; Gentianales; Rubiaceae
Source: the annotation of a GenBank genome assembly